This is a messenger RNA of Echinops telfairi (small Madagascar hedgehog), 5167 nucleotides long. RefSeq names its product zinc finger protein 350. The transcript has 5 exons. Gene Ontology annotation, biological process: regulation of transcription by RNA polymerase II. NCBI's taxonomy places the organism in Eukaryota, Metazoa, Chordata, Mammalia, Afrosoricida, Tenrecidae. The record is from RefSeq and is a predicted model, not a curated record. The coding region runs from base 529 to 2286 and encodes 585 amino acids. Gene Ontology annotation, molecular function: DNA-binding transcription factor activity, RNA polymerase II-specific; RNA polymerase II cis-regulatory region sequence-specific DNA binding.
GCACGUAUCCUAGAAUGUUUACCAAAGACUUAGUUGCGCAAUCUUUUGUUAAAGGGAUUGUGUCUGUCACCGUUGGACCCAACCAAGUACCAUGGCAAAACACACUGGUUCAGACCGAAGAUGCUACAAAAAUAACUAGAAGAAAGAGCAAGAAUGUUGUCUGCCUGUUGGAAGUCUUUAGGCGGAAACAGACGAAAGGAGCUGCGUCUACUCUCCAAGAAGAGGAAAGGACCAUCCUUGGAGCAUCUUGGAGAUGAGCAGAACGGUUAGAAGGUGCAUGGGAAUCAUGGCCUCCUUGCCUACCCUCAGAGGUGUUAAAGAAGUGGAUCUUGGCCACAUGGUUCCAGAGUGUCGGGCUGGCAUUAAGCCUCCAGGUCCUGACUCUCCAGCAGCAAGAGAAGUAAUUACUUGGAAGACCGGAGCAAGAGGUUGCAGGAUUUCGGUGUUGUCGUUUCGGGAGACUGAAAUUUAUGAAUAGACAUCAGAGCUGAACCAGAAGCAGCAAAGGCAGAGCCACCCCUGUCGGCAAUGCCCCAGGAGCCAACGAAGAUGACCGUGGCCCAGGAAUCACUGACAUUCGAUGACGUGGCUGUGGCGUUCACCCGGGAGGAGUGGCAGCUCCUGGGCCCGGCUCAGAAGGACCUGUACUGGGACGUGAUGUUGGAGAACUAUCGCAACCUGGUGUCUGUGGGGUGUCAAGUUAGCAAACCUGAUGCACUCUCGCGACUAGUACAAGGAGAACAACCCUGGUCUCUGUUCCAUGGAGGCUACAGUGGAAUCUUCUCAGAAAUCCGGAAGGCGGAUGAUCAUCUGCUCAGACGUUCACAAAAUGAGAGCUGGGUCGAUAAAAUGGAACCAUGCUGUGAACAUAACGCACUGGAAAAUAUUGUUCAUCGGCCCCCAAAUAAUUUUCAUUUAGGGGAAAAUCAUGAUAUAUUUUACUUAGGUGAAAAAAAUUUAAAAUCAAAUUUAAGUUUAUCUACAGGCAAUCAGAGACAAAAUGAUAAAAUAACAAAGUCAGCUGAGCUUAAUGGGGAUGAGCGAACCUUUCUCCAUGCUGACCAUGACCAAUUUUGUACUGAAAAGAAAUUUCCCGAGAGUCGAAAAUCUAACAGCACCAAGUCCCAACUCAUGAAGCAUCAGAAAACUCAUCUAACAGAGAAACCACAUGUAUGUCGUGAAUGUGGCAAAGCCUUCAUCAAGAAGUCUUUCCUCACUAAUCACCAGAUUAUUCAUACAGGUGAGAAACCACAUAGGUGCAGUCUGUGUGGGAAAGCCUUUCCUAAAAAAUUCAACCUGACUGAACAUUAUCAGACAACUCAUAAAGGACAGAAGCCAUAUAAAUGCCCAGAAUGUGGCAAGUCCUAUCUUUAUGAAUCAGGGCUCAUUAAACAUCAGAAAACACAUAAGGGAGAGAAACCCUAUGUAUGUAGUGAAUGUGGAAAAAGCUUCUUUGAGAAGGCAGAUCUCAUUAUUCAUCAGCGAAUCCAUACUGGAGAGAAACCCUAUGUAUGUAGCGAGUGUGGGAAAGGCUUCAUCCAGAAGGGAAAUCUCAUUAUUCACCAGCGAACUCAUACUGGCGAGAAACCCUAUGUAUGUGGUGAAUGUGGUAAAGGCUUCAGCCAAAAGUCAUGUCUCAUAGGACAUCAGAGAUUUCACACAGGAAAGAGUCCCUUCGUUUGCAGCGAAUGUGGAAAACCUUAUUCCCAGAAGUCAGGUCUCAUUAGUCAUCGGAAGAUUCACACAGGAGUGAAGCCCUUUCAAUGCAAUGACUGUGGGAAAGCCUUUAACACGAAACCAAAGCUUCGUGUGCAUCAAAGAUCUCACACAGGAGAGACGCCCUAUGGCUGCAAGGAAUGCGGGGAAGCAUUUGCUUAUACUUCAUCCUUAUAUUUACAUAAGAGAAAACACACGAGUGACACGCAUGUGGGUUCAAUCAGGGUAGAAGGAUCACUCAGGUUGGAAGACCCUGCCACAGGGAAUCCUGUGUCAUCACAUCGCAGCGACCUCAUGCCUGAGAAAGGCCGAGUUACUACAGUGACUGGGCAAAUGCCUUCUGCGGGAGCUCAGCCGUCAGUCAGCACGAAUGGGCUUCUAUCAAAUAGGAACGUAGUCCUUGUGGGUCCGCCUGUUGCCAGCAGUGAGCCAUCAGGAGGGAACAGAGAAUUUGUACAACAGAGAAUCCUUAUGAAUGCAGUGAAUGUCGUCAUGCCUAUGAAUGCAGUGAAUGUGGCAAGGCCUUCAAUGCUUAAUUAUGUCCUAUUUUAUGCCACACAAAACCCAUAAGGUAAACACAGAUAGAUUGGCUGAAGAAUAAGGGUGAUCAAAAAUGUCUACCUCUUUGUAUGGCCACAAAACGUGUCCUGCGAAACCUCUCCUGACUUCAGAUCCCGGACAAGCAUGAUGGCCUCAUUUUAGAUAGAUGUGUGCAUUGGUAGCAAGAAAAAGAAAAUUCAACUUUAGCCUAAUCUACACACAUAGUUUAUUAUGCUAAUUGAAUGAGGCAAAGUCCGUGUCUGCAGACCAAGGAAGUGGCGUGGAGCUAUAAAACGGAAAAGGUGGUCCGUAUCCAGAAGGUUGCUUGUUGCCGUUGACUCCAUUCUGAACACGUGCGGAUCCCAAGUGUUUUAAACGGGAAACAAAACAAACAGGAUGUAGUUGGUAGAUGAAGGGCAACGUUAGACCGGUGGGGCUUGGGGGCACAGGCAUACCGGUUUGUCCCGAUGAGUGUGAAGGGUCAAUUGAAAGCCAGAAUCACCCACCCUCAAACUCAGGCGUAUAUAUGUGGUGCUUGCAAACCAGUAGACCUCUCAGUCCACUCGCAAAUGUCAGGAAUGUUUGUCACACACUUCCUUUGCCCCCGGCCUUUGGUUCUGUUGCUGAGGGGCACUGGUGAACAAAACAGAAAGGUCUGUGCCCUCUCUAGUUGGUUCACAUUGAAUAGAGGCCUGACCCCCCAGCUAGUCAAAGGCUGAUGCAUUAUCUGCGUUAGAUGAAAGAGAAGUGGAGUAAUUGGAACAUAGAGUUUAGUUAGGAGUUUUGUGCGCUAGAAAAUCCUAAAAACUUCUUAUGACAAUUACCUGUCAAAGCUAGUUGCCAGUGAGAUGAUCCCCACUCGUGGUGAUGUGAAGAUUCUAAGAACUCUGUUCCCUACAGAUCCCCCGGCUGGUGUUUCAGAGUUCUGUGACCAGGACUGACUUUUAGUCCUGUCUAGGUAGCCUCAGACUUCCAAUCAUUUAGGUCAGCAGCCGAAUGCAUUCAUCGUUGGCGCUACCCAAGGAGUCUUAGGAUAAGGAUUCCUCUUAAUGGUACUUAGCCAUCUUGGGUAAGGAUUCCUUUUAAUGGUAGUUCUCGUAGGAAACAAGGCAUUUAUUUUAAUGCCUGUCUUAUUUCAGCGAGAUUAUAAAUUCCUUGACUUUUUAAAAUGACCUUUAGUGAAACAAGUUCCUUUAACUGGAUUUCAGCCUUGGUUAAGAAGAUAUUACCUUUAUCCAGGUUUUUUUUUGAAGAAGCAUGGUUGGGCAGUGGGUCUGCUAGGUUGUUUCCCACCUGAUGGGGGUGUCUUACUUUUGCCAGGGGAGUCCCUCUGUCACUUGACAUGUCCAAGGUGAGCUGGGCACAGUUUGAUGGCGUGCUACUUUGUCCUGUGUAUCCGAAGUGACAUGAGUAAUUGAGGAUUGUUAAGCUCUGGUCUGUUGAAGGAGAGUCUACCUUGCAACUGAUGAGAAUCAAGAUACAGAAAUGAUUGAGUAAGAGGUUUGGGGCCUGCCUUCUGGAUGACAGAACGGGUGCUAUCUAAAAGCUAGAAGGAAAAAAAAGAUGAGCCACGUCGGAGCCGAGUGAUCACAAAGCUGCGGCACUGGCUGUGAGCUUGGGGGGGACAGCAGAGGAGCAGCUCAUGGCAGAAAUGGCCAACAUGGGAGGCAGGCAGCAGAGAAGGCCGACAGAGCAGAGAGCCAAGCAUGCUGCUCCAUUGACUGUGAUAGGAACUGGGCCAGUUUAAACAGCAGAGAGGCAUCAUGGCUGAGAAGCUCUAUAUAGAGCUGAGCUAAGUGGUCCACUACCUGUCAGCGACAUCAGUUAGCAAUGGAGAGGCUGACCAAGGAUAUACCAGUGGCAGUUUGGUCAUUUAGCUGUGGAUAGGCUGAUGGUGGAGAGCCAGUGAGGAAACACCCAGACAGCUCCGAGGCCACUGCGGCAGAGAGGUCUGACAGCAAGAAACUGCCCUAGGUCUUUAUGUAGAACAGCAUCCGAACCAAACCGGCCACCAUUGAGUCAAUAUUGACUCCUAGCGACCCCCUGUGGGGUUCUGCAACUAACUUUAAGGGAGUAGAAAGCUCAGUCUUUCUCCCUGCGACCGUCUCCCAGGUCCCCAGAUCAGAAGUUCCUUCCUCAGGGAACCCUGGGUUAUACUUUUUCACUACUUGUAAAAAUCCUUGCAUCUUUUUGCUUGUUACUACUACAAUCAUUUUUCAGUAGGCAGGUGAGAGUAAUACAGUAAGUUUUAGGAUUACUUUCACCUUGCCCCAUUAUUCUAUUUAAAUAUUUAAUAAUCCCUCAACUGGACUUUCACAUUAAAGUAAUUUCCCUGGAAAAAAAAUAAUUUCCCCGAUUCACGCUACUAUCUGGUGAGGUUACACAACCAUUCGUAUAGGGAUUAUUCCCCCUAUAGGAGGCCUUCUUGGUCCCUGGUAUGGGGCACCAUAUGUGGGCUACAUCCAGAUGGGUCCUUAGGGAUGGCUGUGUAAUUGAAGGGAAUAAAGAAACAAAAGUUUUGGGGUGCUCACCUCCAUGCCAGGUCUGAGCAGUGGGGAGAGCACAUGAAUGUAUUGUUUAACAAGUUUAUGUAGUCUCAGGGCAUCUAAGCCCCCCCAACUACACACACCUAUCUCUGUUACAAGGUGGGCAAUAGCUUAACCCUAGAAGUCCCUGAGCUCAUUGAGGGACUAACCUAACUAGUGCUGGGAGCAGGGAAGGAAAGUCACUGUCCCCUGAGCAGGGGAACAAUAGCAAUGUGUCUGUUUCUAAAGAUCAAGCUGCCGGCCAGAUAGCAAUCAGCCAUGUGCUUGUAAGCGGUAGCAUUAAGGUAGUACUAUUAUAGGAGGAUAUUGUGGGGAUGUGUUUUUUUUUUUAAUUUUGUUUUGGGGGCUCAUACAACUCUAUAACA